Molecule: messenger RNA, 4027 nt
Organism: Ceratotherium simum simum (southern white rhinoceros)
Lineage: Eukaryota; Metazoa; Chordata; Mammalia; Perissodactyla; Rhinocerotidae
Source: RefSeq, a predicted model, not a curated record
GUAUAUUUACUGUUCCAGGGAUUAUUGACGUUCAGUGAUGUGGCCAUAGACUUCUCUCAGCAGGAGUGGGAAUGUCUGGACCCUGUUCAGAAGACUUUAUACCGGGAUGUGAUGAUGGAAAACUAUAGAAACUUGGUCUCACUGGGCCAUUCCAUUUCUAAGCCAGAUGUAAUUACCUUAUUGGAGCAAGGAAAGGAGCCCUGGAUGGUUGUAAGGGAAGAAACUAGAAGAUGGUGUCCAGAUUUGGAAUCAAGAUAUGAAAUAAUCAGCUCUGGAAAAAUGUACAUUUAUACAAAACAUUCAUCUUUUACUCUACAACACAGAAUUUAUAAUGGAGAGAAACCGUAUGAAUGUAAGGAAUGUGGAAAGGCCUUUAGUCGUCCUACAGACCUUAGAGUACAUCAGGUAAUUCAUACUGGUGAGAAACCAUAUCAAUGUAAGGAAUGUGGCAAGGCUUUUAGUCGUCUUACAGAUCUCAGAGUACAUCAGAGAAUUCAUACUGGUGAGAAACCUUAUGAAUGUGAAGAAUGUGGGAAAGCCUUUAGUCGUGCCUCAAACCUUGCUCAACAUGGAAGAGUUCAUACUGGUGAGAAAUCCUGUGUAUGUAAGGAAUGCGGAAAGGCCUUUAGUGACGUUGGAACACUUAGAAUACAUCAGAGAAUUCAUACUGGUGAGAAACCCUAUGAAUGUAAGGAAUGUGGGAAGGCCUUUAGUCAAGCCUCAAACCUUAUACAACAUGAGAGAAUUCAUACUGGUGAAAAACCCUAUGAAUGUAAAAAUUGUGGGAAGUCCUUUAGUCACGCCUCACAUCUUGUUAGACAUGAGAGAAUUCAUACUGGUGAGAAACCCUAUGAAUGUAAAGAGUGUGGGAAACCUUUUAGGAGUAGCCAUCAACUUACUGUACAUCAUAGAUUUCAUACUGGUGAGAAACCCUAUGAAUGUAAGGCAUGUGGCAAGGCCUUUAGUGUGUAUGGACGACUUACUCGGCAUCAGAGUAUUCAUAGUGGUAAGAAACCCUUUGAAUGUAACAAAUGCAGGAAGUCCUUUAGGCUCAGUUCAAGCCUCAAAGUACAUCAGAGUAUUCAUACUGGUGAGAAACCCUUUGAAUGUAACAAAUGCGGGAAGUCCUUUAGGCUUAGUUCAGUGCUUAAAGUACAUCACAGAAUUCAUACUGGAGAGAGAGCUUAUGGAAUAUAUGAGCUUACACUCAGCCAAGCACGGGAUGGUCCUCGGUGUCACAUCACUGAUUCUACAGGGCGGACCCUCACACACAGGCCUGAGACCUCGGAGAAGAAGAGCUCCGUAGGCCCCUUCUCAGAAUUCGUGGCCCGGUUCCGCCCAGACUCGCCUCCUCCGGACCCCGACCACCACUGCACGCGUCUCCGCCUUAGGUCGGGGCCUCCAGCAUGGCGGAGACCUGCGCCUGCGCAGCCCAGUGCGGGGCCACUCCCAGAAGUCUCCGGGGCUGGGGCUCGGGCUCGGGCUCGGGCUCGGGCUCGGGCGGGGGCGGGCCGCUUCCCUCCCGGACUUAAAAGACCCGAACUCAGCACGUCACCUCCGCCGUUCACAAGGGGACUUCCGUUGCUUGCUGCUUCUCCGUUUCUCUUGGUGCACGCCGCACGUGAGUGGCCCCAUCUGAGGAAGAAGUGCGCGUGGGUCGUGCGGAGAAGACUCUGCGGCCGUAGCCGGAAGCCCGCGGGACGUAUUUAUAGUGAAAUGCGUCUUAGUUGUAUCAAUGCAGUAAAGCUAAAGAAUAUUCAAGGACAGGGAUCAUUGACGUUCAGUGAUGUGGCCAUAGACUUCUCUCGGCAGGAGUGGGAAUACCUGGACCCUAUUCAGAGGGACUUGUACCGGGAUGUGAUGCUGGAGAACUAUAGAAACUUGGUCUCACUGGGCCAUUCCAUUUCUAAGCCAGAUGUAAUUACCUUAUUGGAGCAAGGAAAGGAGCCCUGGAUGGUUUUAAGGGAAGAAACGAGAAGAUGGUGUCCAGAUCUGGAAUCAAGAUAUGAAAUAAUUAUCUCUGGAAAAAUAUACAUAUAUACAGAACAUUCAUCUCUUAUUCUAAAGCACAGAGUUUAUAACGGAGAGAAACCCCAUGAAUGUAAGGAAUGUGGGAAGGCGUUUGGUCGUCCUUCAGACCUUAGAGCACAUCAAAAAAUUCAUACUGGUGAGAAACCGCAUGUAUGUGAGGAAUGUGGCAAGGCCUUUCUUCGUCUUUCAGACCUCAAAGUACAUAACAGAAUUCAUACUGGUGAGAAACCCUAUUAUUGUGAAGAAUGCGGGAAGACCUUUAGUCGUACCUCAAACCUUGCUCAACAUGGAAGAAUUCAUACUGGUGAGAAACCCUAUGAAUGUAAAGAGUGUGGGAAGACUUUUAGGACUAACCAUGAACUUAUUGUACAUCAUAGACUUCAUACUGGUGAGAAACCCUAUGAAUGUAAGGAAUGUGGCAAGGCCUUUAGUGUGCGUGGACGACUUAUUCAGCAUCAGAGUAUUCAUAGUGGUAAGAAACCCUUUGAAUGUAACAAAUGCAGGAAGUCCUUUAGGCUCAUUUCAACCCUCAAAGUACAUCAGAAUAUUCAUACUGGUGAGAAACCCUUUGAAUGUAACAAAUGUGGGAAGUCCUUUAGGUUUAGUUCAGUGCCCAAAGUACAUCACAGAAUUCAUACUGGAGAGAGACCUUACGGAAUAUAUGAAUGUGGGAAGGCCUUUAGUCAACAUACGGACCUUACAGUACAUCAGAGAAUUCAUACUGGAGAGAAACCCUAUGAACGUAGGCAAUGUGGAAAGGCCUUUACUCGUGCAUCCAACCUUCUGCAACAUCAGAGAAUUCAUACUGGUGAAAAACCCUAUAAAUGUGAGGAAUGUGGAAUGACCUUUAGUCGUAGAAUAGAUCUUAUAGUUCAUCAGAGAAUUCAUACUGGUGAGAAAUCCUAUGAAUGGAAGGAAUGUGGGAAGGCCUUUAGUCAAGCCUCUCACCUUGUGCAACAUGACAGAAUUCGUACUGGUGAAAAACCCUAUGGAUGCCAUGAAUGUGGGAUGACCUUUAGUCGUGUUAUAGAGCUUAGAAAACAUCGUAGAAUUCAUACUGGGGAGAAACCAUACAAAUGUAAGGAAUGUGGGAAGGCCUUUAGUUGUGCCUCAAAUCUUGUUCAGCAUGAGAGAAUUCAUACUGGGGAGAAACCCUAUGAAUGUAAGGAAUGUGUGAUGACUUUUAGUUGUGGCUAUCAACUCAUUCCACAUCAGAGAAUGCAUAUUGGCAUGAAACCCUGUAAAUGUAAAGAAUGUGGAAAGACCUUUAGUCAUGCUUCAGCACUUAUUCGACAUGAAAGAAUUCAUACUGAGAAACCCUAUAAAUGUAAAGAAUGUGGGAAGGCCUUUAUUCAUGGUGGAAGCCUAAGAAUGCAUCACAGAAUUCAUACUGGUGAGAAGCCCUAUGAAUGUAAAGAAUAUGGGAAGGCCUUUUGUCUUACCUCAAACCUUGUUAGGCAUGAGAGAAUUCAUACUGGUGAGAAACCAUAAGAAUGUAAGGAAUGUUGGAAGGCCUUUAGUCAUGUUGAAAGCCUUAGAAUGCAUCAUAGAAUUCACACUGGUGAGAAACCCCAUGAAUGUAACGAAUGUGGGGAGGCUUUUAUUAGUGGCCAUCAACUAAUUGUACAUCAUAGAUAUCAUACUGGUGAGAAACCCUAUGAAUGUAAGGAAUGUGGGAAGGCCUUUAGUGUGUAUGGACGACUUACUCGACAUCAGAGUAUUCACAAUGGUGAGAAACCCUUUGAAUGUAACAAAUGCGGGAAGUCCUUUAGGCUUAGUUCAAGGCUUAAAGUACACAGAAUUCAUACUGAAGAGAAGCGUUAUGAAUGUAAGGACUGUGGAAGGGCAUGUGUUGCAGUAGACAAUGUACAGUACAUCACUGGAUUUAUAACACUGAGAAACAAUUUGAGUGCAAAGAAUGUGGGAACACUUUUAGAUAUAGUUGAGUUCUUAUAAGGCAUUAAAUAAUUUAUACUGGUGAGAAUCCCUCGCAAUG